This is a messenger RNA of Mesorhabditis spiculigera, 1206 nucleotides long. Lineage: Eukaryota; Metazoa; Nematoda; Chromadorea; Rhabditida; Rhabditidae. The record is from the annotation of a GenBank genome assembly.
AUGGACGAUUCCUUCGAUCAGCUCUCCCCAAGGGGCAUCCCCAAGUUGGCGCCCAGCACCUCGUCCGACAACCUUUCCACCCCAAAAUGUAAACGCCCGCGAAUGGCCUUCGGAUCGCAUGUGCGAGUGCUGAAGACACAAGGCGUCACCCCAGAACCGGAAUACACCAAAAUGAGCGACGACCAGGUGAAGGGCGAGCUGGCCAAGCAUGGACUGCGCCCCAUGGGCCGGAAGAAUGCCGUGAAACUUCUGCAGCAAAUCUACGAGAGCACCCACCCGACCGUUGACCCGGACGAGGCGCAGAAAGCCGUGUCGUCAAAUAGUGCUGAAGAAGAGUCGAGCGAUGGAGCACAGGACGAUCACAGCGCCGACGAAAAUCUCGAGGAAUCUUUCGUUUUCGACGGGGAUUUGCCUAAGGAUCUGGACGGCAUGCAACGAGCCCUGGUCACAUGGCUGCGUGAACCCGCCCAGACCGAGAUCCUCGAUCACUUCCGUCUGCAAAAUGAGCCGAAAAGCGCUGCAAACAAUUCUGGAUCGGCUCUCGGUGUUCUACAGCCUCCCGAACACGCGUUUCAGACGCGGCAAAUAGUGAUGUCUGGCAUCUACUAUCGUGAAAUCGACGUCGCCGGAGACGCUCCCUUGAAAAUAGCACAGGAAUUAGACACAGACGUUGGCGGCGUGAUCUGGGACAGCGCGCUGGUGGCAAUCGCUUACAUCGACAAGAAUCGAUCCAGAUUUGCUGGAAAGCGGGUCCUCGAGCUUGGCGCGGGUACCGGAGCGUGUGGCUUGGCUUUAUCGUCCAUUGGCGCCAAUGUUGUAUGCACCGACUUACGCGAGCGAUUGCCGUUAAUUGAGCAGAAUUGGAAAAUUAACGAGCAUUUGCUGAAGGACGGCUCAUUUGAGUGUCGAGAGCUUGACUGGAAUUCGCCAGACACUUCGCUCAGCGAUUUUGACUACGUUUUCAUGAUCGAUUGUGUUUACUACCUGUCAAGCGUGCCUCCGCUACUCGCACUCAUUUCAACGAUUUCACCCGCCACGACGAUCAUCUGCAUCUUUGAGAAGCGCGAUAUUGGCGAGCCCGUACAAGCACAAGCUGAGUUUAUGGAAAAGAUUUGCGAAAUUUUCAACGUUUCCGCCAUUCCCCGCUCUGAAUUGGAUGCAGAAUACGUGUGUGAUGACAUUAUUUGUAAUUUUUUAUCCAAAAAA